Messenger RNA from Strongylus vulgaris, 1254 nucleotides. NCBI's taxonomy places the organism in Eukaryota, Metazoa, Nematoda, Chromadorea, Rhabditida, Strongylidae. The record is from the annotation of a GenBank genome assembly.
AGCUCUUGCCAAGGUAGGAAGCGAGCAAGAACCCGCUUCUGCUGAGCAAGUCGCAGAGGAGGGCGGUUACAAGGAAAGGUUGGCGCUUGUAUUACGUAUCGAAAAGUAUGUUGAAUUCAGGUAUGUCAAAGAAUGGCUUGCUGUUAUGGCGACCGCUGAUAUCAUAGUUGUCACUGAAGACGAGAAGUUCUACAUUAAAGAGGAGCAUGUCGCGGUACUUUCAAUAUCACAAAAUACUAUCAAUUAUCUAAAACAUGGUUUAAAUUUAUCCACAAUAUUACAAAAUACUUAUAUUCAGGAGUUGACUACAAGCGCCAACGUCAUGGCAUUCGCUUUCUUACCAAAUUCUUUAAGACCUUAUGAUAAACUUUGCGAAGUUUUCAAGAAAGAUGGUCCCUAUGAUGAGCAUGUCGCGGAGUUGACUACAAGCGCCGACGUCAUGGCAUUCGCUUUCUUACCGAAUUCUUUGAGACCUUAUGAUAAACUUUGCGAAGUUUUCAAGAAAGAUGGUCCCUAUGGACUUUCAUACUCGGAUUUUUCAUCGGAGUUCCAUGAUAUUAUGGCUAAAUGGAGCGAGGCUUCACACAAAGACCAUCUCAUCUCUAAGUUAAUACCCGACAUUGGAUCAAAUGUCAAGGAACGACUCGAAGAAGGUGGCAUGAUGUGCCUGGAUGUCGGAUGUGGCAAGGGAUUCCAUGCCGCUUUGCUAGCCGAAAACUUUCCAAAAUCAAACUUCACAGGAAUCGAUAUUGAAGCUGAAGCAAUUGAAUUAGCUAAACAGAAAAGAAAAGACGAUGGUGAACCAUACGAGAAUUUGACAUUUAAGCAAAUGGAUGCUUCGAAGAUGGACCCGGAAUGGACUUGCAAGUUCGAUUUGUGUUUAAAAGAAAUUUAUCGUAUACUCAAGUCGGACGGAGUAUAUGCAAUGUUGGAGAUCAAUGGGACCUCCAACAUUUUCAAAGAUAAACAACAAUUUGGAGAGUCUGCAGCAGUGAGCUAUGCGGAAUCGCUGUUUAACUGUCUUCCCAUUGGAAGUAACUCAGCAGGUUGCAAGUUUGAUUUUAGCACCAAUUUUAUCAAUUUAAAGAAACUGAUGAUAUUUUACUUCCUUCAAGACGCACUCGGUCUUGGCGCAAUGUGGGGCAGAGAGCGUGCGACGAAGAUGCUCAAUGAAGCAGGAUUUACCAACAUCAAUAUAGUUGAAACGCCAUACCUUGCAUCUUGUGUACUGUACGUAUGCAGCAAAUGUUGACU